This is a messenger RNA of Purpureocillium takamizusanense, 3405 nucleotides long. It is a transcript of the gene RLM1, whose product is annotated as resistance to lethality of mkk1p386 overexpression, variant 2. The transcript is spliced from 2 exons. The record is from RefSeq and is a predicted model, not a curated record. Lineage: Eukaryota; Fungi; Ascomycota; Sordariomycetes; Hypocreales; Ophiocordycipitaceae. The coding region runs from base 1217 to 2839 and encodes 540 amino acids. Gene Ontology annotation, biological process: positive regulation of transcription by RNA polymerase II. Gene Ontology annotation, molecular function: RNA polymerase II cis-regulatory region sequence-specific DNA binding; protein dimerization activity; DNA-binding transcription factor activity, RNA polymerase II-specific.
CUCCCUCCCCCCAAAAGCCCCAGACAGGCCGCCUGCGACCAACCAACGCGACCAACCAAUCUUGCGCUGCCCGCCUACCCUUCCUUCGCCGUGUGCUGCGUUCCAUCCUCCUCCACCUGCCCUCUCGCGUCGUCUGCCUUGCCCUGCCUUUUGGCUUACUGUAGGCCCUACCCGCCGCGCUGCCCUCUCCCGUACUUUUUUCCCCCUCCCCAUCCCCCAUCCCAUCCCAUCCCAUCGCAUCCCCCAUCCGUCCCGACUGAACACGAUCUCUAGUCCUAUUAUUAGAAGCUUCCAACGCCAGAUCCCGCCCCAUCUGCACGAAACAUCUGCGCCGGCACAGGCGUCGCACGGUUUCCUCGUCCCUUACCAGCUUGCGUCUGCUCUGGCGCGCCAGGAACCGAACGGCCGUCUACUGGCCCGUCCUUGUCGGCGCAUGCACAGCACGACGCCCGCGAGCCUCGUUGGUGUGUCGGGAUCGCGACCCAUUCGACUGCACCACCCCAAUUCUUAUACCAACGCCUACGCGUGAACUCCCAGCUGCCGCUUGUCGAUUGCCAGUCGCAGCCUCUCGACUGUUGCUCUGCUCCUCUGCGCUGACUCAAGAGCCGCCGUCGUUGCUGCAGUUGAGGAAAUAUCGCCCAACGUCGGCUUCUCCUCACGACGCCUCAGUCACGCCCACGGCGCCGACUCUGUGCAGCCGCGUCCUCACGCCUUUGGUCUCGCGGCCUAGCCUCGCCGAUCGCCCGCCCCGGACGUCCGAUAUCGAGUAGCAGUCGUGCCUCGCCGCUUGCACCUCUCAUCCCGACGCUCCUCGCGCGACCGCAACCAUGGGGCGUAGAAAGAUUGAGAUCAAGGCUAUCAAGGAUGACCGGAACCGCUCGGUGACCUUCCUCAAGCGCAAAGGCGGCUUGUUCAAAAAGGCACACGAGCUGUCCGUCCUGUGUUCGGUCGACGUCGCCGUCUUCAUUUUCGGCAACAACAAGAAGCUCUACGAAUACUCCUCCUCAGACAUGAACGAACUCAUUCGGAGAUAUACAGUGGUUUGUGUCCUCCCUCGCCAUAUCUCAUCUCCAAGUGGGCUAACCGACCGACCCAGCAUGGCGGCGUCAACGAGCACAAGGGCCCUUCCGACUUCAACGGCGGCAAUGACGAGGAAGAAGACGAGGAGGGCGACGUGACGCCCCCGCGCGGCCCCGAGGCAGCUGUCGACCCCCAGAUGAUGCCUCCCCAGUUCCAUGGCCAACAGCCUCCCUUCUCCCAAAUUCUCCGUCACCACACGCCGUCCGCGUCACCGCCCAUCCCCAACGGCGUUCCCUUCCAGGGCCACCACCCGCACCACCCUCGCGGCCCGACACCGCAGCCGCAGAUGGGGUCUCGCCCCAGCUCGCGCAAUGACGGACGGCGGAUGACGCCCAGCAUGGUUCCUCAACCACCGCACGUCGGCCCGCAGUCGCAUGGGCCGCACCCCGGCAUCACCUACAUGCCCGCCCCGCCCAUUUACGCCGGAGGGAAUCAGCAGGGCAUGAUGCCGCAACCCGGCAAUCAGUACCCCUACCCGCCUCAACAGCACCAGCAGCAGGCCUACGUCGACGACCGAAGGUCGAUGCCACCGGGCUACGCAGCGCAGCCGCCCCAGCCGGUGCCCGUGGCCCGCCCGGAGCCGUCGCAUCCACAGCACUCGCAGCACUCACAACACCCACAACACCCACAGCAUCCACAGCAUCCACAGCACCUGCCCCAUCCUCCGAUGCCUCACAUCUCCCCUCCGCCACAGCCCACCCAGGAUCGCCGACCCCAGGACCCUCAGCCGCCGCCGCCGCCGCCUGUUGAGCCCAACACGGAGCGUUCUGACCGGCUACAGGUGCGGACGACGGCGGACACGACUAUCAAGAAGAUGCCGCAGCGCAAGUCCCAUAGCAUAUUCACGCCCAUCGAGGAGAAUCGCUCGAUCCUGUCUCAGCACCUGGCAUCGUUCGCAUCAGAGCCACAGGCUGUAAAGACGGAACAUUCUAUCAAGUCCGAGGCCGGGUCUGGACUAAACAGAUCGCAGUCGGUGGAGGCGGCUGGACUGCGAAGUGGGCCUACGUCGUCGCCUCCUCCGAAGCGCGAAGGCACACAGAGCAGCUUGGACAGGACACGGAACGCGUCUGUGUCGUCCAGUGCCGAGGACGCAUUUACGCCUCCCUCCAGGGCGAACAGCCUCAAAGUCAGCGGCGCGGUGGGCGGCACGAGACCUAGGGGCCCAAGGCUCACCGUGCAGAUUCCGGAUGGCGCGUCCGACCCCGGCAGCGCCACGGCAGAGUCCAACUCGCCGCACAACCCGGCCAUCACCCCGACGCAGGCGCCGCAGCGUCAGAACUCUCACUCUUCUGUCGUCUUGCCUCCGCCGUCACCGUCGGCUUCCGCCCUGUUGUCGGCGGGCGCGACCGGGCCACCGAAUCCGUUUGCGCGCCCGCCGCCGCAGCAGAGCGUCAAUGGUGAAACGCCCGUCUCGGCGCUGCCGUCACGCUUCCUCAACAACGAGCUGCUCCCGAGCCCCAGCAGCUUCUAUCCGGACUGGAACUUCCGCGGCAGCGACAGCAACACCCUGCCCAGCCCCCUAAACUUCGCAACGCCGGUGGUGGGCUCUGGCCCGAGCUUUCUGAGGGACGACCACGGUGCCUCCAGCAACGGCCACGCGGCCUUGACCUCGGCGGCGGCGGCGACGAGCACCACGGCGACGAGCGGACUCCCUGGUACGGGAAAGCGCAAGUCACCCGACUACGGCGCCGGCCCCCAUGGCGAGAGCCACCACGGCGUGGUGCCGAAUGAACCCAAGAGGGUCAAGGUCGAGUACUGACCUCACUGUCACUUCUACAUGUUUUGAUACGAGUCUGAUGCAUCGCGCCGAUACCCUUUUAAUCUUGGCGAUGGUCUCGUUGACGGCUUCAUUUCAUUGUUUGGCUGGCGAACAACGCCUUUGCCACUUCCUUCACAAGCGGCGGUUCUCAUAUACCCGGCUCGCAAAAUUCUGUCGUCCUCUGUAGCGGGCGGCGUCGGUGCGGCAGCCCGACGUAUCCGUGCUGAUUUCAUGGAACUCUUGGGGGCGGACUGGUCUGUUUCACUAUGCUUGAUUUGACGAUGGAAAGGGUCUUUUCUGGUUCGCAUCCGGGCCGCAUGGAUGAUGAGUGGAUCGAGGCUGGACUUGACGACGAGGCUAGGUUGCACAAUGAGGCGUUGGGUGUGUCAUUUUUGGCGGGCUACAUGUUCACAGGUAAUGGUGGAAGGGAAAAGCUUGAACGGUGUUUGCGCUCUCAUAUGUUUGCGCUCGCAUAAAAUAGGCAGCUUGCUGCAUGUCAAGGUGAUACGCACUGAACCUGCCAAGCCGCGACCCGAUUCGAGAUUGCGAAUGAAAUUGCUCCAAUG